AUGUCAGACACCUUCCGAAAAGCUAUGCUCAAUCGUCUGCCGCCUGUGGCCCCCACGCGUGCUCCCUGGGCAGCCGGCAACGCUGAAGGCAUGGACGAGGAUCAGGAGGAGUUGGAGGAAGGGGACUCUAUGGCUGAGCUUGGGCAGAGUCUGCCAUCGUCUUCAAGAUCUCGUUCCAACGACCAAGAUCUCUCACCCAUCUCCGCCGCCGCUUAUUUUGGUCAAGCGCUUGAAGUUCAGCCGACUUCUCGCCCAGGCAUCGCUUUCAGAGCAUACUAUACCCCGCCGGCUCUUGCAGCUGCAUCAUCCGCGACAGCUUCAGGUAGCUCAGCGCCCGCGGCCAAGCCAAAAGGAAGUGUAUUGUUGUGCCAUCAUGGGGCAGGCUCGAGCGGGCUUAGCUUUGCCGUUCUGGCGAAGGAGGUGAAAGAGCGGGAUGCAGAGUUGGGGGUACUGGCUUUCGAUGCGAGAGGGCAUGGCAAAACCAAGACCCAACCUGUCGAAGCCGAGCACGAUCUAUCGCUGAUCACGCUGACAGCGGACUUGAUGGCUCUUAUACAGCACAUGUUCCCUGAUCCCGCCGAGGCACCUGCACUGCUCCUGAUGGGCCACUCGAUGGGUGCUGCGCCAAUACUGGAGGCGAGUCCAGCGCUGCAGAAGCUGGGCUAUAACGUUCCUGGUGUGGUCGUACUGGACGUUGUGGAGGGAACGGCGGUCGAGUCACUACCACUCAUGAAGGGGAUCCUGUCGCAUCGACCCAGGACUUUCAAGUCCGUCAUCGAUGGUAUCCAUUGGCAUAUCACCUCCAACGCCAUACGCAAUCCAACGUCAGCGAGGAUAUCCGUACCGUCCUACCUAACUCCCUCACCAUCCUCAGGAACGGACACGGAUGUGGGCGAGAGACAGACCUGGCGGGCGGACUUGAUGCCUACGGAGCCGUUCUGGCAGGAAUGGUGGUCUGGGCUGAGCCAGAAAUUCCUGCAGGCGAAAUGUGCGCGGCUGCUUGUGCUGGCGGGGCAGGAGAGACUAGAUAAAGACUUGAUGGUGGGACAGAUGCAAGGCAAGUUCCAGCUGGAUGUCAUGCAGGAUGUGGGACACUAUCUGCACGAGGACGACCCCGCACAUCUCGCCUCCACCGUCAUCGCCUUCUGGCGCCGCAAUACGCGCGUGCUGGUAUUACCGCCGAAGGUCGGUCAGGCGGUAUCGGGUGGGAAGGCUCUGGAGGUAAAGAGGGUAGGCGAGGUGUAG
Molecule: messenger RNA, 1245 nt
Organism: Dioszegia hungarica
Lineage: Eukaryota; Fungi; Basidiomycota; Tremellomycetes; Tremellales; Bulleribasidiaceae
Product: putative structural constituent of ribosome
Exons: 9
Coding region: 1-1245 (414 amino acids)
Biological process (GO): protein demethylation
Molecular function (GO): protein methylesterase activity
Source: RefSeq, a predicted model, not a curated record